Messenger RNA from Apodemus sylvaticus (European woodmouse), 786 nucleotides. Its product is annotated as ral guanine nucleotide dissociation stimulator-like. Lineage: Eukaryota; Metazoa; Chordata; Mammalia; Rodentia; Muridae. The coding region runs from base 1 to 786 and encodes 261 amino acids. The record is from RefSeq and is a predicted model, not a curated record. The transcript has 3 exons.
AUGUUCUCUUGCUGUCUUCGAACUACUCAAGGCUCAGGACACAAGAAAAACAACAAGGAAGGCCAUGGUAGUGUCUGGAGGCACAGGGUUCAUUCUUGCCUUCAUCACUUCUGGCCAUUUUACAGAAAGAAAGCAAAAAAAGACAAGGGUAAGAAUGGAUCUGCCUCAGAAGACCAGAGGGAGAGCUGUACAGUGUCAUGCAUGAGUGCAGACACAUUGAAAAAGCUGGUGAACCACUUGGUGCCUUCCCUACAGAGUGGGGACCCCUUCUUUGUCCCUGCCUUUCUCUCCACAUACAGAAGGUUUGCCACCACCCUGCAGGUACUGAAUCUGCUGUUCAAGCGCUAUGAAUACUUCUGCCCUAAUUCUGAAGAGGAUGAGCAAGUAAAGACCACACUCUGUAGCUUCCUGGACACCUGGAUGGACAAGAACCCUGAGGACUUCUGUCAGACCUCAGACACGCUCCCUCUACAAUACUUGAAGACCUACUUGAGUAUGAAUAUGCCAGAUUCGGAUCUUAAUAUUCGUGUCAAUAGGCUCAUGGUUCAGUUGCAGAAAGAACAGACCAACGUUUCACAGGCCAAAGUUGAGGAAGACUCAGAUCUGGGGAGCAAUACAUCCUCAUAUUCAGAGCUUGAAGAGCACCAACCAACAGGGAAAACAGCCAUUCUGGAGCCAGAAUCAACUUGUGCACCAGAGCUGGAGAGCACAAAAACCGCCACAGGUUCUGUGACCCAUGAGGACUUGCUACCAGAUGUGUCAGCAGCAGUCCAGCCAUCUCACUGA